This is a messenger RNA of Dromaius novaehollandiae (emu), 7089 nucleotides long. RefSeq names its product solute carrier family 4 member 11 (gene SLC4A11). The coding region runs from base 106 to 2949 and encodes 947 amino acids. Gene Ontology annotation, molecular function: solute:inorganic anion antiporter activity. Gene Ontology annotation, cellular component: basolateral plasma membrane; plasma membrane. Gene Ontology annotation, biological process: monoatomic ion homeostasis; monoatomic anion transport; transmembrane transport. Lineage: Eukaryota; Metazoa; Chordata; Aves; Casuariiformes; Dromaiidae. The transcript has 21 exons. The record is from RefSeq and is a predicted model, not a curated record.
GUGCUCUGCUGGGCUGCGACAGCCAGGACGGGGUUUCCGUGGGGGUUUCUCCCUUGAAUCCCCCUCUGGAAAAGGAGCUGUGCAGCGAGGAGGCUCCGAGCCUGCAUGUCCCAAGAGCACCCGCUCAAGGAGGCGAAGGGGGACGUGGUUUGCUUCGUACCUGGCUCGCCUCUCUUCUCCGUCCUCAUGGAGCCGGCGCCUUUCUGCUACCCUCGGCUCACGUUUCUCCGCUCGCCCUAUGGCCAGUUCGGGGCCAGCGCCGACACCGCGCAGAGCUUGGCCCCGUGGCCCCAGCGCUUGGUGACAAGGUGGACCGGGGCCACGGAUGAGUCUCCACCAGCAGCGAUGUCAAGAAAUGGAUACUUCUUUGAAGAGAGUGGGUACCUCAAGUGCGACACGGACGAUGGCUGCGAGGCCAAGGAGGAGGCGGGGGGCGAGGAGCUCUUCGACACGGUGAACUCCUCCAUCGUCUCGGGCGACAGCAUCCGCUUCUUCGUCAACGUCAACCUGGAGGUGCCGCCCAACGUUGCUGCUGAAAAUGAAAGUGCUGGCUGCGUGCUACUACACACAUCAAGAAAGUACCUGAAGUUAAAGAAUUUUGAGGAGGAAGUCAGAGCCCACAGAGACCUGGAUGGGUUCUUGGCCAGAGCCAGCAUCAUCCUUGAUGAAACGGCAACCUCCUUGGAUGACGUUCUUCGAGAGAUGCUGAAACAUUUUGCUGAAGAUCCUGAUAACACGGAGCCAAGCUGCAACUUUGAAAAAAUCAUGAGCACUUUAUUCACAGAUUCAGGGACCCCCCGAGAAGGGAAUGGCACCCAUGACGUUUCAGAGCCAACAGGAAUGAAUAAACAAACAUGUACAUCGCACCUCAAAUUUCAUCUCCUAUCAGAUACAAUUCAAGGGGUCACAGCGACAGUCACGGGGGUGCAGUAUCAGCAGUCCUGGCUCUGUAUCAUUUGCACUAUAAAGUCCCUUCAGCGACGUCAUGUUUGCAUCAGCCGCCUGGAGAGGCCUCAGAAUUGGGGUGAAAAUUCCUGCGAAGUGAGAUUUGUGAUAUUAGUCCUGGCUCCUCCUAAAAUGAAAAGUACCAAAACAGCCACAGAAGUGGGCCGGACCUUUGCCACGAUGUUUUCAGACAUAACCUUUCGGCAGAAGCUUCUAGAAACCAAAACUGAAGAGGAGUUCAAGGAAGCCUUAGUCCACCAACGCCACUUGCUCACGGUGGUGAAUCAGAGACCCUCGGCAAUGAGCGACGGGCAUAAGUCGCACAGCCCUAAGCCGCUCAAGCUGCAUGAGUUUCUCAAUGUUGGCAAGGGGAUUUCUGAUGACAUUGCACGAAGACUUCCAGUGUACGCUUUGGACUUCACUGACGGUGUUAUUGGAAACAACAAGGCUAUAGGAAAAUAUAUCACAACCAUGAUCUUUCUGUAUUUUGCCUGCCUCCUUCCAUCUAUUGCAUUUGGGUCGCUCAAUGAUGAAAAUACCAGAGGAGCUAUUGAUGUGCAGAAGACGAUCGUUGGCCAGUGUAUCGGAGGGCUGCUUUAUGCGCUGUUUUCGGGGCAACCUUUAGUUGUACUCCUAACUACAGCUCCCUUAGCACUCUACAUUAAUGUCAUCAGAGGAAUUUGUGAUGACUACAACUUGGAUUUUAGUGCUUUCUAUGCCUGGAUUGGACUAUGGAACAGCUUUUUCCUUGUGAUGUACUCCCUCUUUAAUUUCAGUCUUCUGAUGAAGCUCUUUAAAAGGUCAACAGAAGAAAUAAUUGCACUUUUUAUAUCCAUCACGUUUGUGCUUGAUGCCAUCAAAGGCAUUACUAAAGUUUUUAAGAAAUAUUACUACCAUGGGCGCACAGGAGACAGUUACUUGGAAAAAGCACGAAUUGAUGCUAUUCCAAGCCUCGGCAUCAAUACCACCUUCUUGAUGAAUUCAUCAGUGAGCAGAUCCUUGUCCCUAGAGAAUCAAACAGGCACUCAUGAUGUGCAUUAUGGACGUGAAACUGCCGUCCUUAGUCUCAUGUUGAUGUUGGGUACCCUUUGGCUUGGUCAUACGCUCUAUCAGUUUAAGAAAAGCCCGUAUUUGCAUGCAAGAGUCCGUGAAAUUCUGUCUGACUGUGCCUUACCGAUUUCAGUUCUGACUUUCUCUCUUGUGGGCUCCUAUAUCUUCAAGGAAAUAGAAAUGUCCAAAUUUAACUACAACCCGUCCGAGAGCUUGUUCGUGCUGGCCCCGGUCCGGUCCCUCUCCAUCGGGUCGGUGAUGAGUGCCAUGGGGCUGGGAUUCCUCCUCUCGAUGCUGUUCUUCAUAGAGCAGAAUAUCGUGGCCUCGCUCACAAACGCCCCGGAGAACAGGUUGGUGAAGGGAACGGCCUAUCACUGGGACCUCCUGCUUGUUGCACUGAUCAACACGGGGCUGUCCAUCUUCGGCCUGCCGUGGAUCCAUGCUGCCUUCCCUCAUUCCCCAAUGCAUGUCCGUGCUCUGGCCUACGUGGAGGAGAGGGUAGAAAAUGGACACAUCUAUGAGACGAUUGUGAGUGUGAAGGAGACCCGACUGACAAGCCUAGUGGCCAACUUCUUGGUUGGCCUCUCGUUCCUGCUCCUCCCUUUCCCUCUUCAGUGGAUCCCGAAGCCAGUCCUCUACGGCCUCUUCUUAUACAUUGCACUGACCUCCAUCGAUGGGAACCAGCUCUUUGAGAGGGUGGCUCUCCUGCUGAAAGAACAGACUGCUUAUCCUCCGACACAUUACAUCCGCAGAGUGCCCCAGAGGAAGAUCCACUAUUUCACUGGCUUGCAGGUCCUGCAGCUCCUCAUCCUCUGUGGGUUUGGCAUGUCACCGUUGCCCUACAUGAAGAUGAUCUUCCCACUCAUCAUGAUAGGAAUGAUCCCAAUCAGGUAUAACCUGCUCCCUAGGAUCAUUGAAGCCAAGUACUUAGAUGCUAUGGAUGCAGAGCAUUAAAUAGGAUCCGCCGCACACAGAACCACGAAGACAGCCCUUUCGGAGUUGAAAAGACAGGGUGGCUUUGCUGAGGCGUAGAACAAUCUAUCUGCAGUUCUUUCUUUCACCACUUUCUUUCUGCUCUAAUGUGGCAUUGGUAAUGCACAAAUAUUAAAGACCAAUUGAGCGUUGAAGUGUCAGACCAAAACAGCCUUGGAAUUGGAGGCCGAUGCUCUUCAGAGCUUUGAGACAAGGAAGCUUUAUGGAAAUGUUACUGUCUACAUCCCAAAACUGGAAACCCCAAAGAUCAGCAUGUUUGCACAGUUGGAGCAUGCAUUCCUAGAGUUGUCAUGUAUUCCCUUGUUUGAGGGGUAGGGGGAAUCCCUUUUAUAUGCACCACAUUCCUCUUUUUUUCCAAAACACUAUUGAUGUAUAAGGACAACAGCUGACCCUUUUACAGAAUGAUAAUGCUGUUCUGGCCUUUGAAUUCAGUUUGUGUCCAGUAUUCCCAAAUUGGUAUUCCAGGUGGGAUGGCCUCAUGGUAAGCCACUGAUGUCAGGAGAGGUGUGGCCAUCUCUUCAGACUGAGUAGUGGAAGGGCUGGAAACUGAUUUAAUUUGGACUAAAAAUCCACAGCUUUGAGUAUUCAGUUCCUACAAAGGAGCUGGAAAUGUUCAGGGGUUGGGCUCACAUGGUGAUGCAUCUGGGUCUAAGCUAUUUGGGAAUUACUUUGAAUCUUUCUACCAUUACUGCUCAGUAAUUGAAUAUGGAAGUGUGGUUUUGCACAACUGCAGUGUUCUUGCAUGCUGAGUCAGAUGCUGAGAUUUGUCAAAGUGCGGUUGUGUUAAUGAUUGCAUAUACAUAUGUACAGUAGUGCCUAUGUGUACAUAUAUACAUAUGGAUUUGUGUAUAUAUUUUGCAUAGAUAUACAAAUAGGCCUGAUUCUUUCAAAAUAUCAGAAGUGUUUUGUGCAAUCAGUGUUACCUGUGAUGUCUUGACCAUACACUUGUUCUUUGCUUCAGUGCUGCUUUUUCUCAUUUGAGAUAUGGUCACUUUUUUUUUCCCCUCCCAUUUUGAAGCUGCUCAGUUACUGGUUUUGUUCAUAUGUUGCUUUAUUCAAGGUUUUUUUGCUUUCUUUCCAUGGCUUUUGAGACCAUCAUUCUGUCUUGAUGCUCCGACAUGUGAACUUUGCAUUUAAUUUUAAUGUACAGCAUGUAAUGAAAGUUUCCUCUUGCCUAAUCAAUAGUUGUUGGUCAUUUCAUUGUUUUGUAGCUAAGCUCCUGUUUUUUCCAUGCUCCCAGACAUUAUAUUAUAUUUCUGGAUGAAUCUAACUUCUGCUGUCUCUUAUAUUUCAGUUUGUUUAAUUUUGCUUGUACUAUGGUCAGUUUUCUUAUUUGAAGUACUGUGAAACAAGCUGUCUUAGUUCAGUGCUUUCCCUUUGCUGCACACUACAGGCCACGGGUAAAGUGUUAAGUAAAAGGUGGAGCUCUGAAGGUAAUGAACCUUCAAAACAGCAGAAAUGAGGAAAGGGGAAUAUAAAAAUGAAAUGCAAAUAUGGCGGAUUAGCACAGAGAAGUUUUUCUUGUCGAUUGCCCAGAAAGUGGUAGAGUCUUAGCAUGUGCACUAGUGAUUAGGUGGCUUUCAGCGUGUUGGAGAGGACCAACUUUGUAAUGAGAGAGGAAGGCUUUAGGGAAAAUGCUCAUAUGCUGAAACUAAACCGGAUUCAGGCCACUGAAGAUGUAGUGUAUUUGCACUAAGUAUCAGAUAGUAUUUCAUCAUAAUGUACUCACAGUUUUAACCCAUGUAUCAAGAAUGAAAUCUUCAGUUUCUGCUGAAAACUCUUGAUCUUUAUAUCAACUUUUAAUGAGGGGGAGCAGUCGGUGUCCCUAAGAACAUGCCCUUCUGGCUACGGUUAAUAUGUCACAGAGCAAUCACAGGAGAAAUCUCUCUACUUUCUUAGCAAGCAAAGCAGCACUGUGUGACCUUGAAAUCAUGACCUUUAUAUUGCCCCAGCCAACUCCUGUGGGACUGAGAAGGCUGUGCAUGAGGGUGGCCACCAAAGUGCACCAAAUUGGGAAAUGCCAAGUAUUUGGGUUUCAGUCAAAAAGUCUUGGAGGUUGCAGGGGUAACUCAUGCCAUGUCCAGCACAUUGCAUGAAAGUUAGGUGUAAAUCGGUAUGUGAUUUCUAAGCACCUUGGUCAGUGUUUUCUAGCUUUUGAGUCAGAUCCAUGGUGAGAUCGUUAAUAGCAGUUGCCAGGAUCUAUGUGUCGAAAUGGAAGGUUGAACUGUCAGGAGACAGGAUUUGGGGUUGAGGUGGUGAAUGUAUGUCUGAUCUCCAGUCAACAGAAAGAACAAGUGACAGCAAACAGCUGGAUACUCGUCGUAAGGCAGGGAAUGCAAAGGCAUGAUGCUUAAAAUAAGCUUUUAGCUGGAUGUCAAAGGAUUAACCAAAGGUCCUUGAAUGGAAAGUGGCAUCUUCAGGUUGAGUGAACUAUUAAAUACAGGUGUCCUGGUGGUGUGGUGUUUGUGCCUGAGCUUUUGGUAAGCAGAAGCAGUCAGUCACCCUGUGGACUCAUUUAAAUCAUACCAUGGCUGCAGGAAGGAGAGGACAUGCCAGAGGGAGCAUAGCUGUGGUUUUCUUUGAGGAAGGGCCCGGAGUCUGGGUGAAAUUCCCUGCAGCACAGAGCAUGGGGGGAAGUAAUGAUGUGCAGGUCUUUCUGAAGGAAAUAGUUUUGAGAUGGGCCCUCUCUUGGAAGAACCAAAAAAUGCCCCUAUUUAAAGCCUCUCUGAAAACAAACAUCAAUCUUGAGUAGUGUCAAAUGCUGGUAAAUAAUCUGAUUUAAAACCCAGAUAGCUGGGGCUGUCAUGAUGAGAGGGAUAAAUAACUGUUAGAACUUUGUAGCUUUAUCAGUAUGACUUUAGCAUUGUAUGUUCUUUGUAGCAUCAAUAGGAUUGUUUUGCAGGGGUUUUUUUCCUACAGAAAUCAUGGGCCAAAGAAUCAACUGACGGACUGGAAAAAUCAGCACAACUCAGGAAAAGCAGCUGUGCUGACUUGGACUGGUUGAGCGUUUUGACCCAUGUUUCAGUAUAUGGGUAGUAGGGAAAUAGAUGACUCGAUGCCUCUUGGAUCACAUAAGGGAUUGCAAUGAUUCCACAGAGGAUUUUUCAUAGAAAUACCUUUUCUCUUCUUGUUUGUUUCUGGUUUUGCUGACUGAAGUGUAGGCUUUUCCAGGAAGUAGGCUACCUAGGGCAGGAAUUUGUUCACAGAGUUAACUCAGCACUUUAAUACUUCUGUGAAGGUUGAGACAGUUAGAAUGUAAAAAGUUUUAUUGUAAGCUCUUUAUAUACGCACAAUGUUAUGUAUAAAUAUUGCCAAAGAAUUGGAUUUGAAAGAUGUUAAUUGCUAUUAAGGGAGCCCAUAUUCACCUGGAACCACAAGGUAGUAAAAUACUUCUGAAAUCAGUGAAUUUUAGAAGUCACCUUUGAGAGCUGCCAAAACUAUCAGAAACUGGGGAUGUGAUAAAUUUCUACACUCAGAUCUAGUUUCUGAUCCUUGCACUGAAUGUAGGAGCUACCAGUUAGCUUGACAAUUAAAAUGGGAUUUAUACCUGAGUAAUUUUGUUGGUGUGAGACUUAUUUCGUUGCCUUCAAAAAUUCUGUUGAUACACUAUGUAUGGAAAUAUGUUUCUCCAUGUAAAUUAAGGAAACUUGGUGAAGUACAGACUGCUGAACAGGCAAUGUAGCACUUUCUGGAUUGCUUAGAAAGCAAAUCUGACAACUUCAGUAACAACAACCCCCCCCAAAUUCUCUGGUGUCAACUUUGAAACUAUUAAUAAAUGUCAAACUCAAGUUGGAUAUGCAUCAAUGCAUCACUGCAGAGGGAUGGGGAUGGAAUAAAUGAAUUCAACUGGCUUGCUUCAGAGAUGCCAUCUGGUGAAAAGCUUCAGGAUGAAUCCAAUAACUGUGGGACAUGAUGCACAAUUCCUGAUGAACUUUGUGAAUUAGGAUACUCUGAAAACAAGUAUGGUAGCUGGUCAUGUUUCUGUAUACCAUAGGUCAAGCUAUUGUCCCCAAAAUACCCAUGUCCUCAGCUCUAGCAACAGACUGAAACUGUUUUGUAGACUUCUUCAUAUUGCAUUUGGCUGCUUUAGAAACUGCUGCU